Messenger RNA from Ostrea edulis (European flat oyster), 3143 nucleotides. RefSeq names its product kynurenine--oxoglutarate transaminase 3-like. The transcript is spliced from 14 exons. The record is from RefSeq and is a predicted model, not a curated record. Bases 182 to 1561 code for a protein of 459 amino acids. Gene Ontology annotation, molecular function: L-kynurenine:2-oxoglutarate transaminase activity; pyridoxal phosphate binding. Gene Ontology annotation, cellular component: mitochondrion; cytoplasm. Lineage: Eukaryota; Metazoa; Mollusca; Bivalvia; Ostreida; Ostreidae. Gene Ontology annotation, biological process: biosynthetic process.
UCCUGCUAAGCUUUGUUUUGGUCCGAACUUGAGUAGGGCUGAAACCGCUGAGGACCGAACUUAUAAACGCCCGCUCUUCAAGAAAGGAGGUAAAUUUCUGAGGUUGGUGCUUGCACAUCGGAAGGCCUCGGGAACCAGGCUAAAAUAUUCAUUGACUUUUACUUCUAGUUCCAAAACAGUUAUGCGAGUCCUCCCCCUGAUACUGACGGCCAGACGGGGCGGUAUCAGUGCAUGGUCCAGGAUUAAUAGACCCAAAAAUAGUCCCGUGACUUCUCAGGCUGUCAGAACCAUGGCCUCCAAGCUGACCGGAGCCGAUCGGAUAAAAGGCACAGAGAAGAACAUCUGGGUGGAGUUUGGAAAGCUUGCAGUGGAAAAUGAAGCUCUGAAUUUAGGACAGGGAUUCCCCGACUUUAAGCCACCACAACACGUGAUUGACGAAAUGGUGACAGCGGUUGCCAGUGACAACCACCUGAUGCACCAGUACACACGGAGCUUUGGUCACCCCAGACUGGUGUCAGCUCUCACCAAAUUAUACUCUCCUCUUAUCGGACAGGAGCUAGACCCCAAUAAAAAUGUGACGGUGUCGGUGGGAGCGUACGGUGUUCUGUUUUGCGCUGUUCAGGGACUGUUGAACCCGGGGGAUGAGGCAGUGAUUAUUGAGCCGUACUUCGAUUGCUAUGAACCAAUGGUGAAAGUGGCUGGAGCGACCCCAUUUUAUUGCCCUCUGAGGCCUACAAAGACCGGACAGGUGACGUCCAGUAGGGAUUGGAAACUGGACCCUAAGGAACUGGAGAGUAAAUUCAGUGAGAAAACAAAGGCUGUCUUCAUCAACAACCCGAAUAAUCCAGUCGGAAAGGUUUACAGUCGGGAGGAGCUACAGAUGGUAGCUGAUCUGUGUAUAAAGUACAACGUGAUUUGUUUGUCUGAUGAAGUGUACGAAUGGAUGGUCUAUGAUGACAAUAAACAUAUCAAAAUCGCCUCCUUACCGGGAAUGUGGGAGAGGACGGUCACCAUUGGCAGUGCUGGGAAGACUUUUAGUGCCACAGGGUGGAAACUGGGCUGGGCAGUUGGCCCAGAGGAACUCAUUUUCCCAAUGCAGAUCCUUCACCAAAAUUGUACUUACAACUGCCCUACACCUGUGCAGGAAGCAGUAGCUGGAUCGCUAGAAUACGAAAUGAAAAUGUUAGAUCAGCCAGACAAGUGCUACUUUUACUCCCUGGCGAAAGAGCUACAACCAAAACGAGACAUGCUGACAAAGAUCUGUCAGGAGGCGGGACUGUCCCCGGUGGUUCCAGAAGGGGGCUACUUUAUGAUGGUCAAUACGACCGGCCUUAAUGUAGAUUUUCCUGAUGAUGGAACAAAUGAUCCCCGUGAUUUCAAGUUUGUCAGAUGGAUGACGAAGGAACUCAAACUGGCGGCCAUUCCACCAUCUGCCUUUUACAAUCAGGAACAUAAAAAUUUAGGAGAAAACUACAUUAGAUUUUGUUUCAUCAAAAAAGAUGAAACGAUUGCAGCAGCUGGUGAUAUUCUCAAGAAGUGGUCUGGAUCAUUGAAGAAAUGACUUUUACUGUGUAAUAAUUAAACCUUACAAGUAUUCAAACCUUCAUACAGCAUGAAGUGUUGUGCCAUUUAUAAAUGAUGCAAGUAUUGCCACAUGGUUGUUAACUGUGUAGACAGAGACUCCGUGUCCUUCAGAUUUAUUGCUCCGAUUGUGAAUUCCGAAAAUUUAAUGGAUUUUAUGUAUGCAAGUAAUUUUUUGAUAGUUUAUUAAGUCAUCUGUGAUUUAUCUUCACUGUAUGUCCAGCUGUGCACCCCCAAGAACUUGGAAAGAGAUAGGACUUUGAUAUUUAUCGUGUAUUUUUGUGUGAGGUGCGAAUUGUGUUCGUCAUAUCUUUGUAUCAAAGAAAUGCUAAAUGCUCUGGGGUGUGACUACAUGUAUGUAACAGAGAGACAUUGGGUAUUGAUACAUGCAAUCUAAUUAAAAUUAGAUCUUCCGUCCGCUCCCCAUUUUUCGAUACGUCGUGUAUGGCAUAUCGAAAACUGGGGAGCGGAUGGAAGAUCUAAUUUUAAUUUGAUUGGGUCAUAACUUGUGAAUGGUUAGUGCUAGGGCUUUCAUAUUUCAGGUGUGUAUUUACUUGAGACAAGACCUUUCUUUAAUUUGUUGAAUAAAUUUAUCCAUAAAAACCAUUUGUAGCACGAUUUGUACUGUAGCAGUCGUUAACUUGCCUGAUUUUUAAAAAGCUCAAUUAAUUUUUGUUGCUUUACAACUACCAGUUGACCAAUAUCCACCAGAUUUCAUACAAAGUAUUUUCAGUUGAAGAAUGUGCAGAUCUACAGAUUGAGGGGCACACUCCUUUCCAAAGGGACACAAGCAGGAAAAAGGGGGGAACAAAUUUUCUUGUCCAGAAGAAUAAGACUUGUAUAGUCAACAGGCUUUUGAUUUGUUGAUUUACAGAUCCUCCAACCCCCCCCCCCCCUUUUUUUUUUUUACUUUUAGGAAAAAAAGGAAACAAAUUGUUGCUAUAGUAGCAUCCAUAGUAACUAGUGUACCAUGUUUAAUGUGGAGCAGUAGGGACAAUACAAUCAGGGAAUCCAAUUACUCCAGAGAAAAUGUAAACUAUGUAUUGUAAAAUAAUCACGUAAUUUCAUGUAAAAUUACAAUAACCAUGUACCGCUGAACACUUUGAAAUCUUCAUAAGGAAACAAACUUGAUCCUUGUAUUAAAAAAAAAGUAAAGAGGCAUCUCAUUUGAAAUAGGUAGUUUAAACCAUAUAUUAUAUACCUUUAGUUUGAUGUUGAUGGAUUAUUUUAAUAAGCAGUUGUGACCAACACCUAGUUAACUUUUAUAUAAAUUUUAUUGAUAUUGAGUGAAUGCAUUUUUGCAGGGGUUUAUUUUCUUGCUUUUUUAAUGUUUUUUUGGAAUUGAUGUGAUUAAGAUAUUAGACAUUUGUAGGAGGUAUUCCGUAGCUGUUUAUUUAUUCAGGUACGACUUGUAUAUAUUGAAUACAAGUGUUUAGAAUACAUGCCAUUUUUAUGUUUUCAUGAAUGAGUGAUAUUGAUAACAUUGAUAGGGCAUUGGAAUGAAAGUUUUGCCAAAACCUCAAGUUUAACUUGUUUUCUACAAUAAAUGGUUUCCAAAAAUU